Messenger RNA from Funneliformis caledonium, 195 nucleotides. Lineage: Eukaryota; Fungi; Glomeromycota; Glomeromycetes; Glomerales; Glomeraceae. The record is from the annotation of a GenBank genome assembly.
AUGAAAAGGUUGAAACUGGAUGAAAAACGAUCAGAAAAAUUAAUUCGCGUUAAAAUAGUUGAGAUUGAGAAACAAAGUUUAGAGCAAUUUGAAAAAGAAACAAAUGAAAAUCUAGCAGAAUUGACAAAUUAUGAGAAAGAAGAUAUUAACCUGGAAGAGAGAAAGAAAACGCUAUUUCUAAACGGAAGAAAGUGA